UCUAAAUACUGAGAUAUUGAUCUUCGUCUUUCUCUCAUCGUCUUGUUGUUUUUCAGUCUGAAUCAUUUUCAUAUUUCAUCACUGAUGAAUAAUUGAUGACGUCAUGAAUUAAUGAUCCUCCCGCGGGCUGUGGCGUCACGUGACCCGCGGCUCCCUUCAGUCAGUGUCAGAGCGCACGAGGCGGCGCACGGACGACGCGCGAGACCGCGACCGCCUGACGUCAUGCUGCCGACAGAGAGCUUCACUCUGGUGACCAACACAACUUUGCCGUGUGAGCCUCCGUACGAGGAGGGCCGCCUGCCGCUGGUGCUGCUGUACAGCACGGUGCUGGCUGUGGGCCUCCCUGCUAACCUGCUGACUGUCUACCUCACCUUGCUGCAGGUGUGCAGGAAGAAUGUGCUGGGUGUUUACCUGUUGAGCCUGUCGCUGUGUGACCUCACCUACCUGUGCACUCUGCCACUGUGGGCGUACUACGUCAGCGCAGGUCACUGGUGGCCGUGGAGCUCCGCUGCCUGCAAGCUAACGGGCUACAUCUUCUUCAACAACAUGUACAUCAGCAUCUUCCUGCUGUGCUGCAUCUCCUGCGACCGCUUUGUCGCCGUUGUCUACAGCGUGGAGUCCCGUGGCAUCCGCCGGCAGCGCGUCGCCUUCUUCAUCUCUGUCUCCAUCAUGCUGGUGGUCGCUGUUGGCCACAUCCCUGUCUUCACCAUGAGGGAAGGCAACGCCGCUGAGGGCGACCGGCGCUGCUUCGAGCCCACUCAGAGCAGCCCCACGGUGACGGGCUUCAACUAUGCCCGCUUUGUGGUCGGCUUCCUGAUUCCGCUGCUGGUGCUGGUGGCGACGAACCGCAGCAUCCUGACCGAUGUGCAGCGCAGCACGGGGCUGCGGCAGGAGCAGAAGGACCGCAUCCGCUGGCUGGCGGUGGCGGUGGUGGUGCUGUUCCUGGUGUGCUUUGCCCCGUAUCACGUCAUCCUGCUGGUCCGAGCUGUCACCUUCCACUUCCCCCAACUGGAAGAUGGUCCCUGUACAUUCGAGAGCACCAUGUACACGCCCUACACCAUCUCCCUGGGCCUGUCCACUGUCAACAGCGCUGUCAACCCUAUCCUCUACGUCCUGUCCAGUGACAACAUCCGCAAAGAGCUGAGCCGAGGCCUCGCUCAGGUCUGUGACCGAAGACACCUGAGACCACGAUCUGACAGCAGCCAGAACAAGAUGCAACCCACCAAGAACUCAACAGAGUUGAUGGCAGUGACUGAGACCGAGAGACACCAGAGACCUGAUGGACUGGGCUGACUGGACUUUGUCCGACCAUACUGGUACCUGCUGGUCCCUUCUGGGCUCCUCAAACAAACUCCUCCUGUUCUUGGUGGAUCUGAACAUGUGAAGACUGCUGUGGUGUUCAUGGUGUCACUAGAGGACUCAUCAGGACCUGAACUGAUGAUCUGGACUGAAGUGGUCUGUGGAGUCCAAGUUUAGUCCAAAUGUUCCAGAACAAACUGAACCUUCUUUUGUUUACAGUUUUUUCCAAUUGCUAAAACACAAUUUUGCAAACUCGGCUGGUUUUAUCAAAAUACUGAACACAAUUCACAAACCAAACACCCAAACUACAAAAGACCUCAAAUAUCCUGCAGAAUGAAGCACUGCAACCAAAACUACACGUAGAAUUAUCAAAAUCAAACUGUUGCACCAGAUGGCUCACACUUCAUUCAUAUUACCAGCUACACUCUGUUGGUUAAUGAAAAGCACUCUCAUCUUCAGGAUGCGUUGCUAUAAUACUAACAUACAGUCAUGGAAAAAAUUAUUAGACCACCCUUGUUUUCUUCAAUUUCUUGUUCAUUUUAAUGCCUGGUUCAACUAAAGGUACAUUUGUUUGGACAAAUAUAAUGAUAACA
Messenger RNA from Acanthopagrus latus (yellowfin seabream), 1892 nucleotides. RefSeq names its product G protein-coupled receptor 132b (gene gpr132b). The transcript is spliced from 2 exons. The coding region runs from base 112 to 1293 and encodes 393 amino acids. Gene Ontology annotation, molecular function: G protein-coupled receptor activity. Gene Ontology annotation, biological process: G protein-coupled receptor signaling pathway; negative regulation of G2/M transition of mitotic cell cycle; G1/S transition of mitotic cell cycle. Gene Ontology annotation, cellular component: membrane. Lineage: Eukaryota; Metazoa; Chordata; Actinopteri; Spariformes; Sparidae. The record is from RefSeq and is a predicted model, not a curated record.